Molecule: messenger RNA, 1122 nt
Organism: Thyridium curvatum
Lineage: Eukaryota; Fungi; Ascomycota; Sordariomycetes; Thyridiales; Thyridiaceae
Exons: 2
Coding region: 1-1122 (373 amino acids)
Molecular function (GO): nucleotide binding
Source: RefSeq, a predicted model, not a curated record
AUGGCGAACGCAGACAAGGUGUUCAACGUGGGCAUCGUCGGCUACGGCCUCUCGGCCAAGGUCUUCCACAUCCCCUUCAUCGCCCUGACCAAGAACCUCAAGCUGCACACCAUCGUCCAGCGGCACCCGACCGACGCCUCGUCCGCGCCCCGCGACCACCCGGACGUCAAGCACCGCGCCGCCCUCGAGCCCAUGCUCGCCGACCCGGAGGUCGACCUCGUCGUGCUCUGCGUCCCGCCCAACACCCACUUCGACUUCACCAGGAAGGCCCUCGAGGCCGGCAAGCACGUCCUCGUCGAGAAGCCGUUCGUGCCCACCGCCGCCGAGGCCGAGGAGCUCGGCCGCCUGGCCGCGCGGCGCAACCGGCUGGUCUGCGUGUACCAGAACCGGCGGUGGGACGCCGACUUCCUGACGGUGCAGAAGCUGCUGCGCGAGGGCGCGCUGGGCCGCGUGUACGAGUUCGAGACGCACUUUGACCGGUACCGCGCCGACAAGCCGACGACGUGGAAGGGCACGCUGGGGAUGGACCAGGCCAACAGCGCGCUGUACGACCUCGGCUCCCACCUGCUCGACCAGGUCUACACGCUCUUCGGCCUGCCGUCCGCCGUCUCGGCGCACUUUGCCGACCAGCGCGAGGGCCGCCUGGUGCGGGGCUCGGGCCCGGCCGACGACGAGCCGGACUCGUUCAACGCCGUGCUGUCCUACGAGGCGCGGGGCCUGCUCGCGCACGUGCGCGUCGGCGUCAUGAGCGUCGAGAAGCGGCAGCCGCGCUUCUGGGUCCGCGGCACCAAGGGCACGUACCGCAAGGCCGGGCUCGACCCGCAGGAGGACCAGCUGCGGCGCGGCAUGGCGCUGCCGGACCCGGCGUUCGGCAAGGAGGACGCCGCGUGGGACGGCACGCUGUGCGCGCUGCAGGCGGACGGCUCCGUGCGGGAGGAGCCCUGCCCCAACGCCGAGCCGCUGCAGACGUACGUCAGGUUCUACGAGCUGCUCGGCGAGGCGCUGGCGAGCGGGGACGAGGAGAAGAUCCCCGUGCGGGUGUCCCAGGCGGCGGACGUGCUGCGGAUCAUUGAGGCGGUGCGCAAGGCUGCUGGGGAGGGCACUGUGGUGAGGCUCUCGUAG